Molecule: messenger RNA, 1212 nt
Organism: Melampsora larici-populina 98AG31
Lineage: Eukaryota; Fungi; Basidiomycota; Pucciniomycetes; Pucciniales; Melampsoraceae
Exons: 3
Coding region: 1-1212 (403 amino acids)
Source: RefSeq, a predicted model, not a curated record
AUGGUUCCAGCGCCGAAAGACAAAGUAAACAAAGAUGCUGAGUCUUUACCUUUACGAAUUCGAGCCACGAAUAAUCAGACUGAGAAAACCGACUCAGAAGUUCCUAAGGCAACCGCAUCUAAUAACCAAUCAAUAUCUCAUCAUCAGGAAAAGUCAUCACCACCCAUGAAACCAGGGACUCUAACUAAUUCAUCUUCACAUAAAGAAUCAGGACAUACCCCAUUUACUUCCCACAAUAUCACCUCAAAUAUCACCUCUGCUCCUCUCACACAUGUAUCAUAUUCAAACGCGAGUAGCAAUACGUCAAAACCAAUAAGCCAAGGAAAUUCUAGUUCUACAUCACCAAAUACUAUCGACUUGAAUGAAUAUGGACCAGAAGUAGAAACAAAUGCUAGUCUCCCAUCAGGUGUGCCGAGACCAAGCGUACUAUGUGCAAUUGUCUUCGCAGCUUUGGCAGGAUGUGCAGUUUUAAUUUGGAUAGGUAGUAGAAUUUUAUUAGCUUUUAGACGUAAAAGAUCAAAAGCAAAUCGAAAAGAAUGGACACCACCUAAACCAAAUCAAAGAGGACCCAAAGAAGAAAACGAAUUAGAAAUCAUUCAAAAUGAAAGAGAUUCGAUUGGAAAAGAUUUAAAGUUUCUAUCUUCAUCAUCUUUCAAUCAAAACAGGUUUCAACAGUUUAGUGAAAUUCGACAUUAUCCUCAAACACCAGAACAACAUAGAGCAGAAGAAGAUUUUACAAAAUGGUGGAGAGAAAAACAAUGGAAUGAAGAUGAUAGUACAUUAAAUCAUAAACGACCUGAAUCUAGUUUAUCUAAAUUUUAUGAUCCUUAUCAAUCGGAAAGAAAUGAAUCUAGGAUGGGAUUUAGAAAACUUUCGGUUUGUAGUAGUAGUGGUGGUAGUCAUAGUAGUCAUAAUGAUAAAAGGAUUGGAAAUUAUGAUCAUAAUUUCUCUCAUCAUAUGAUCGAACCUAAGAAAAAAGUUAAGGUUGAUGGAUGGCUUGGAACAGUUGGUGAAGAAGCGGGUUGUAGAUCUUCAAUGGGAUCAACUUGGUCACAAGAAAGUUGGGAAGAUUUCGAAGCACAUUCUUCUAUUUCUCCAUCUGAUUCUGCUUCACGUGUUCCUUAUCCACAACAUUCACAACAUCAUCAAAGAGAACCAAGUUCACGUAGGAAUAGAUUAGUUUCGAUUCAAGAACUCCCUCCGCUUCGUUAA